AUGACGAUGAUCGAUCUCGAGAUUCACUUUGGGGGUCUGGCGAGGACAAACGAAGAAGCAUGCUGUAGAUCGAAUUGGUUAUCGCCGUGCUUGAAUACGAUUCCGUCUGGGGGACGAUCAGACAAUGAUCCUGCUCUCCUGUCGUACUUUGAACAGAUCAUUUGCAGCAGCUCGACCCUCAUCGACAAUGCCCAUUGCAACCCCUAUCGAUAUCUGAUUCUGCCCAUGGCAUUGCAGUCCCAAGGACUGUACCAUGCGGCUUUGGCCAUUGCAGCAAACACCCUGAAACUGUCCGACGCGAAAUAUGGGUUACCGGCUUUAGAGCAUCAUCAUCGGGCCCUGAACCACCUACGGGGUCUAUUGAACAAAGGGGAGUGGCUAGAGUCCGAAGUAGAUGAGAUGCUAGGGCUUGUUCUGAUGUUAUGCUGGUUUGAUAUCUCAGACCACAGUCGUCCUUCUUGGGUCACGCACUUGAAUGGCUUCCAGAACUUGAUUCGCACUCGAACAGAAUGCCCCGGUCGCUCAAGUCACAGCCAAGAGUUGACGGGUUUCUUCAAUCGCUACUUUGCCUUUCACCUCGUUCUGGCCAGAACAGCAUUCCAAGUCCCAUCCACUUCGCAAGCAUCACCUAUUCUGCCGGAUAGCAUCUUGGAACCAUCGGAUGUCAUUGAUCCAUACAUGGGCUUGAGUCCGGCUCUGUUAUUAAUGAUCAAUCGGGUGGCAGAACUAGCAUGGACACGAGAUGGCCUGGAUGAGACGAGUCGAAAAGGGGUUUAUCAAUUGAAGGCGAAUCUAGAUACUCUCCAGCAGACCUUGCCUGUGGAGCACAUUGAUCCUACUACGGAAUGUGUCGCCAUCGCAGAAGCUAACAGACUCGGGGCACUUCUGUUCUUGUACGAAAUUACUUCCACCAAGUCGGCCAACUCAAGGAGCUCAGUCAUUUCACUCGACGCAGAGGAAAAGAAUAGCUAUGUCAAACGCAUAUUAGAAUUGGUUCUGGAAAAGAAGGAAACUAUGAUGCGUACUGCGGUCUUACCGUUAUGGCCACUUUUUCUGGCAGGCUGCUGUGCUCGCGAUGAGGAAGACAAGGUCGUUGUUUUACAAUUGUUUCAAAAGCUUGACGGAAUCCGUCGAUUUGGAAACAUUGCCCCUGCGGUCGAGGUUGUGGAGAUGGUCUGGCGACAGCGCGAUCUGGCUAUGCAAGAUGAAAGAAAGCGCCGAAGAUCCAUUCCAGAGAGAGAAAGAGAUCUUUUGCAAGGAUCUCGUUUUGUAUGGGAACACGCCAUGGUUAUGCUUGGUGGGUGGAAGCUCAGUUUAACUUAG
Penicillium nucicola is the source of this 1323-nucleotide messenger RNA. RefSeq names its product fungal specific transcription factor domain-containing protein. NCBI's taxonomy places the organism in Eukaryota, Fungi, Ascomycota, Eurotiomycetes, Eurotiales, Aspergillaceae. The coding region runs from base 1 to 1323 and encodes 440 amino acids. The record is from RefSeq and is a predicted model, not a curated record. Gene Ontology annotation, cellular component: nucleus. Gene Ontology annotation, biological process: positive regulation of transcription by RNA polymerase II. Gene Ontology annotation, molecular function: transcription cis-regulatory region binding; DNA-binding transcription factor activity. The transcript is spliced from 3 exons.